Peromyscus californicus insignis is the source of this 545-nucleotide messenger RNA. Its product is annotated as mRNA export factor GLE1-like. Gene Ontology annotation, molecular function: translation initiation factor binding; inositol hexakisphosphate binding; phospholipid binding. Gene Ontology annotation, biological process: regulation of translational initiation; poly(A)+ mRNA export from nucleus; regulation of translational termination. The coding region runs from base 26 to 490 and encodes 154 amino acids. The transcript is spliced from 4 exons. The record is from RefSeq and is a predicted model, not a curated record. Lineage: Eukaryota; Metazoa; Chordata; Mammalia; Rodentia; Cricetidae. Gene Ontology annotation, cellular component: nuclear pore; nuclear pore cytoplasmic filaments; cytoplasm.
GAUCAAAGUGGAAGGCUGCAUCCGAAUGUACGAAGUGGCACACAGACUGAGAGGGACAGAGGGCCUGAGGCAGUGGCAGGAGGAGCAGGAGAGGAAGGUGCGAGCCCUCUCAGAGAUGGCAUCUGAACAACUGAAGAGGUUUGAUGAGCUGAAGGAACUGAAGCUGCAUAAGGAAUUCCAGGACUUACAGGAAGUGAUGGAGAAGAGUACCAGAGAAGCCCUGGGCCACCAGGAGAAGCUAAAAGCUGAGCAUCGCCACAGAGCCAAGAUUCUCAACCUGAAGCUUCGAGAGGCAGAGCAACAGCGUGUGAAGCAGGCAGAGCAGGAGCAGCUUCGGAAGGAGGAAGGUCAGGUCCGUCUACGCAACCUGUACACCCUGCAAGAGGAGGUCCUUCAGCUUAACCAGCAACUGGAUGCCUCCAAUCAGCACAAGGAAUCUGCUGAAUGUCGACCUGGCUGCCUUCCAGACCCGGGGCAACCAGCUGUGUAGCCUCAUCUCUGGGAUCAUUCGCACCACCUUGGAGGUGAGGGAUUACAGAAUGACU